Molecule: messenger RNA, 1250 nt
Organism: Dipodomys ordii (Ord's kangaroo rat)
Lineage: Eukaryota; Metazoa; Chordata; Mammalia; Rodentia; Heteromyidae
Gene: Adra1b
Product: adrenoceptor alpha 1B
Exons: 2
Coding region: 24-1250 (408 amino acids)
Biological process (GO): regulation of cardiac muscle contraction; regulation of vasoconstriction; cell-cell signaling
Cellular component (GO): membrane
Molecular function (GO): alpha1-adrenergic receptor activity
Source: RefSeq, a predicted model, not a curated record
GGCUAUGGAGGGCGGACUCUAAAAUGAAUCCGGACCUGAACACCAGCCACCACCCGCCCAACGCGUCCCACUGGGCAGAGCGGAGCCCCGCCAACUCCACCACCGGCCCCAACCAGACCUGGGGCCACCCCGCGCCGCCCCAGCUGGACGUCACCAGGGCCGUCUCUGUGGGCCUGGUGCUGGGCGCCUUCAUCCUCUUCGCCAUCGUGGGCAACAUCCUGGUCAUCCUGUCGGUGGCCUGCAACCGGCACCUGCGGACGCCCACCAACUACUUCAUCGUCAACCUGGCCAUCGCCGACCUGCUGCUGAGCUGCAGCGUGCUGCCCUUCUCCGCCGCCCUGGAGGUGCUGGGGUACUGGGUGCUGGGCCGGGUGUUCUGCGACAUCUGGGCCGCAGUGGACGUGCUGUGCUGCACGGCCUCCAUCCUGAGCCUGUGCGCCAUCUCCAUCGACCGCUACAUCGGGGUGCGCUACUCGCUGCAGUACCCCACGCUGGUCACCCGGAGGAAGGCCAUCCUGGCGCUCCUGAGCGUGUGGGUCCUGUCCACCGUCAUCUCCAUCGGGCCCCUCCUGGGCUGGAAGGAGCCGGCCCCCAACGACGACAAGGAAUGCGGGGUGACGGAAGAACCCUUCUACGCGCUCUUCUCCUCCCUGGGUUCCUUCUACAUCCCCCUGGCCGUCAUCCUGGUCAUGUACUGCCGCGUCUACGUCGUGGCCAAGAGGACCACCAAGAACCUGGAGGCCGGCGUCAUGAAGGAGAUGUCCAACUCCAAGGAGCUCACCCUAAGGAUCCACUCCAAGAACUUUCACGAGGACACCCUCAGCAGCACCAAGGCCAAGGGCCACAACCCCAGGAGUUCCAUAGCCGUCAAACUCUUCAAGUUCUCCAGGGAAAAGAAAGCAGCUAAGACCCUGGGCAUCGUGGUCGGUAUGUUCAUCCUGUGUUGGCUCCCCUUCUUCAUCGCUCUCCCACUUGUAAUGAUGCGUCGGCCCCGGGCAGCCGUCACUAAUGCAGCAUACCAAAUAGUUUGUAGUUACUGCAGACACGGGCAGCGCGGCGGCGUUGGGGAAGCAGAGAGGCUGCUCGUACACGGAGAGGAAGCAGCAGCGUUCAUUCAGCAAUUCCAGGGCUCUUACACAGAGACCACGUUUCCCAGAGCUUUGCAGAGCCUGCAGUGUCUCCCCCUCACCUCAAUACGCCACCUUCGUUAUCAGUUUAAUCAGAGCAUUUUCCAACCACACAGCCUCUAA